AUGUCGGGUACUUCAGAAGAUCCAGCGUUAUUGAGUAACCCAAAAAUUAUGGUGUCACCCACCACUACCGCUGCCUCCCUAAACAAUCCUUCCUCUAUCCACACUUUGGCAGAUCCAACUUUUCCACUGAUUAAGCGAUUACGUCCGGUGUACGAUGCCAUCGGUCAUGCCAUUGUGUACAGGCCCAUCGACACGUCCCUGCCAUUGUACACAAGCACACGCCCAGGAAGCGUCAUGUUUAAUAAUUUUGCGAACAUCAACAGUGGUGAACAGAAUCAUAAAAAGGGGCAGCCCAGAGAGUACAGCUCAAAUGGCAUGGCAGCAGCUCUAUCGUCCGCCCUGAAACCUGCAAACUUCUCAACACCGCUGCUGGAAUUCGAUGCUUCCGCUACUCAGGUGGCAACGGCGCCACCUUCCUUUGCCUCUGCUCCACUAUCGAAGAUGGCUUCAGGUGGAUCGGCCAUGCCUAACUCUUCCAGGAAAACCAGAGGCCGACCACCUGGUUCGAGCAAGAAGCAGAAAGAGAAUAGUCCGAGAUCAAAUGCUGUUGGAUUUACUACGAAUGUGAUCAAAGUGAAGCCAGGAGAGGACGUGUAUUCAAAAAUCAUGGGAUUUUCUCAGAAGUGUUCAAGGGCUAUAAGCAUCAUAUCUGCAAGUGGUGCCAUAUCAAAUGCUACACUUUGUCAAGCAGCGGCAUCUGGUGGAACUGUAAAUUACGAGGGGCAGUUUUAUAUCUUGUCCCUUUCUGGUUCCUUUAAGCUGUUGGAAGUUGGUAAUCAGAAAAGCAGAACUGGUGGAUUAAGUGUUAUAUUGUCUGGAUGUGAUGGAAGGGUUUUGGGUGGUUCUGUGGCUGGUCCGCUAAUUGCUGCCUCCCCCAUUCAGAUAGUAGUGACCAGUUUUAAGGCUUAUGAAUGUGAGGGAAAAAAAUCUGAUGACUCUAUGGAGACUUCAUUUGCUCUGCAAGUGAGCGCAGGUGGUGCAACUGGUGCCAGCAGCUCAACGUCGAAUAUGGCUUUUAGUGAAUUCUCUGGUGGUCCUGCAAAUCCGAAAGCUGGCAACAAGUACAUCCCACAAGGCACUUCUGGCAUGGCUGGCAAUUGA
Fraxinus pennsylvanica is the source of this 1101-nucleotide messenger RNA. Lineage: Eukaryota; Viridiplantae; Streptophyta; Magnoliopsida; Lamiales; Oleaceae. The record is from the annotation of a GenBank genome assembly.